GUCGUCUUCUUCAUCUGAAAAUUGAGAAAAAAAAAAAGGUCACCGUAGUUUCUCUCAAUCUAAACCCUAAUUUUCUUCACCGUAAUUCUCCCGAACAUGGCAGAAUCCGAAUCUAAGAUCUAUCACGAACGACAACGAUUACAAUUUUGCCUCUUGCACUCCCUCAACAAUCUAUUUCAGGACAAAGACGCAUUCACUAGAGAAAGCUUGAACUCAAUCGCAGAGAAGCUCGUGACCGAUGAUCCAAACAAAGAAACAUGGACACCUCUCUCAUUCCUCCUCAAGCCUCACCACAAUACACUCACUGGUAACUACGACGUAAACGUGAUGAUUACAGCUCUUGAAGGAAAAGGCAAGAGUGUUGUUUGGCAUGAUAAGCGUAGUGGAGCUUCUUUAAUUGAUCUUGAUGAUGCAGAUACUUUAAUGGGUAUUGUGUUGAAUGUUCCUGUUAAGAGAUAUGGUGGACUUUGGAGAAGUAGGCAUUGGGUUGUGGUUAGAAAAAUCAAUGGUGUUUGGUAUAAUUUGGAUAGUGAUCUCGUUGUGCCACAGCUGUUUAAAGAUGAUGAUGAAGUCAACAAUCCUCAAGUCUCAAGUAAGGUAUCUGCAAUUUAUAAAGCUACAGGAACAAAACGGUUCAAUGCAAACACUAGACCAGUAACUCCUGGUAAGCAAUCCUCAGUCAAGGGACCAUAUGGUAAGAAUCCGGGAUGCACAACAAGCUGUGGUUUGAGGCUACCGAGGAAAACGGAAUGCACAGCAGCAAGACUGAUCAGACAUCUCAGCUGUAAAUUCGUUUUGGGCUUACGUCUGGUGGUGAUGAGGAAGAAGAAGAAGAAGAGAUCUCCACCAUUAAAGAAGGCUUCUUCUUCUGGUAUAUCUCAGCCUUCGGUCAUCUCUGUCGUUAAUGAUAAUAAUCACAGAUCAGACGCAAUAGAAGACUGCAUACAAUUCAUAAACUCAUCUUCCUCCUUCACAAGAUCAAGUUCUGACAGUGGGUGUAAAUCUUAAGUUUUAGUUAUGCCUUUACGUUUCGAUAAUAUGUUUGCUACGCAAUAGCAUAUUAGAUAA
This is a messenger RNA of Arabidopsis arenosa, 1068 nucleotides long. The record is from the annotation of a GenBank genome assembly. NCBI's taxonomy places the organism in Eukaryota, Viridiplantae, Streptophyta, Magnoliopsida, Brassicales, Brassicaceae.